Molecule: messenger RNA, 372 nt
Organism: Theileria parva strain Muguga
Lineage: Eukaryota; Apicomplexa; Aconoidasida; Piroplasmida; Theileriidae
Gene: ZRANB2
Product: Zn-finger in Ran binding protein and others family protein
Exons: 5
Coding region: 1-372 (123 amino acids)
Source: RefSeq, a predicted model, not a curated record
AUGGAUAGAAGGGAAGGCGAUUGGUUAUGUCCCGAUACAUCGUGUGGUAACCUAAAUUUUUCAAAGCGCACUAAGUGUAAUAUUUGUGGAAUACCUCGACCAACAGAUCAGUCUUCCAACCUCGUUUCCUCUCCAAAGCAAGGAGAUUGGACCUGCAACAAGUGUGGAAAUUUAAACUGGGCAAAAAGGACACAUUGCAACAUCUGUAAUAUAUCUAGAGCAUUGCAAGAACCUGAAGAUAGAUUGGGCCGAGGAGGAGGCUAUUUCGAUCUUUUUGACCCUAGGGAUAGGAAGGAACACGAUUCUGAAGACGAAGAAUACGACGAGUUUGGUAGAAAGAAGAAAAAAUCACUAAAGAACAAGGACCAGUGA